ACUGAAUGCAGCAUCUAAUUAAUUACCUACUGUGUUGAAAGUCGCAAGCGCGACCCUGAGAAAGAAAGCCUGCGGCUGCACCUACCAGAUAUUUCUGUACCAGCAACUUUUAACAGAAUCAAAAGGUUUCGCGGAACAUCAGAUCUCUACUGCUCCAAUAUACCAUAUUACUGUGUCGCGACUCUUUCAUACAUUAAGGCCUCAAGACCACAAACCUUUGCAGCACUUCCACGUGCCCGGGGGCUUGUCAUUACCUGCAUAAGCUGUUCCUGCUACCGAAGACCGAUCGAGUGAGCGCAGUUCAGUCAAUUAAUCACGAACGCAAUGGGUAAGCGCAAGAGCUCCAGGAAGCCCCAGGGCCCCAAAAAGAAAGAUCCUCUUCCCGACUCGUUCCCCUGCCUGUUCUGCAACCACGAAGACGCCGUCAAGCCGAAGGUCGACAAGAAAUCCGGCGUUGGAACGCUGUCAUGCAAGGUCUGCGGCCAGUCAUUCCAGUGUAGUAUCAACUAUUUAUCGGCACCUGUUGAUGUCUACUCGGAAUGGGUCGAUGCUGCCGAUCAUGUAUCGAACCAGCAGAAGGAAGCGUCUGCAAGCGGAUACGGUCGCAGCACGGGAACACGACGAGUCGGACGGACAGUAGAGGAACAGGACGAGGAUGGAAUCGUGGGCGACGACGACGAGUUUUAACCAUGCCAUGUUAUGCCACGCGAUACGUGGCUUUGCCGUUUUCUUUCUGGGUUUCUACUGAGCGAAAAGUGCCCAUUGUACAUAAGAGGGUUACGGACGGAGCUCUAGGCAGGCU
Sodiomyces alkalinus F11 is the source of this 802-nucleotide messenger RNA. Its product is annotated as Elf1-domain-containing protein. Gene Ontology annotation, cellular component: transcription elongation factor complex. Gene Ontology annotation, molecular function: RNA polymerase II complex binding. Gene Ontology annotation, biological process: transcription elongation by RNA polymerase II. Bases 325 to 687 code for a protein of 120 amino acids. The transcript has 3 exons. The record is from RefSeq and is a predicted model, not a curated record. Lineage: Eukaryota; Fungi; Ascomycota; Sordariomycetes; Glomerellales; Plectosphaerellaceae.